This is a messenger RNA of Belonocnema kinseyi, 448 nucleotides long. Its product is annotated as histone H4. NCBI's taxonomy places the organism in Eukaryota, Metazoa, Arthropoda, Insecta, Hymenoptera, Cynipidae. Gene Ontology annotation, molecular function: structural constituent of chromatin; protein heterodimerization activity; DNA binding. Bases 96 to 407 code for a protein of 103 amino acids. The record is from RefSeq and is a predicted model, not a curated record. Gene Ontology annotation, biological process: nucleosome assembly. Gene Ontology annotation, cellular component: nucleosome. The transcript has a single exon.
UGGUUUCUGGUGUCUAUAUAAUCGCGCACAUUUGAAAUUUUCAACAUUCAGAGUUUUGCUCUUUUGUUCAGUCUAUCAACGUAUUAAUUGAAAAAAUGACAGGCCGUGGUAAAGGAGGGAAAGGUUUGGGAAAAGGAGGAGCAAAGCGCCAUCGCAAAGUUUUGCGUGACAACAUCCAGGGAAUCACGAAGCCCGCCAUUCGUCGUCUGGCCCGUCGUGGUGGAGUCAAGCGUAUUUCUGGCUUGAUCUACGAGGAAACCCGAGGUGUCUUGAAGGUGUUCCUUGAAAAUGUCAUCCGUGAUGCUGUCACCUAUACUGAGCAUGCCAAGAGGAAGACUGUCACUGCUAUGGACGUUGUCUAUGCUUUGAAACGUCAAGGACGUACUUUAUAUGGUUUCGGAGGUUAAAUUCAGAAUUGAUUGUACACAAUCGGCCCUUUUCAGGGCCA